AUGGAGGAUGCCUCCCCCAUUUACGCGCGCGCCUUUGAUCGGUUGCCCUCCUCUGUAAUCGAGUACAUUCUUUAUGCCGCAGAUGCCAACACCUUUGCAUCGUUGGCCCUUCUGAACCAUCAAUGGAGGCAUAUAUCGGAAUCUUCCGCACUCUACACACACCAUUUAUCUAAAUGCCCAUCAUUUAUUUGGUCAUGUGGGGCUCUUCCCCCGCCGGGCGAAGUGGACAGCCUCCCUGACCUUAAACGCCGUUUUAUCGAAGAAAUCCGUCGGAAUGCAUUCGACGUGUUCCUCCGUCCUCGUAAAACCUUGGUGCGCUUGAUCUCAAGCUCUAUGAGCUCCUCCACAGCUUUUCCACAGGGCGAAGUCUUUCGCUUUACAUUCUCAGCCAACGGUCAUAUGGUGCUCUGUAUGAGCUCAUCCCGAAUUGUUGUGCUGGAGCUGGCAUCUGACCCUGUGUCUGUCAAAUAUGAGUUGAAAGCCCGCCAGCGACCAAUUGGCGCUACUAUCUUGGAUGACGGGUCCCUGCUUGCGGUCCUAUCUGAGUCCUACCGAGUCAAUAUUUAUAGGCUCUCUGAUGGCCAAGCCAAAAGGGUCCAGUCGAUUAUUGUAAAUGAUGCUCCACGUGAUUUGAUAUUCUCACCAACAGGCAGCGUACUAGCUCUAUCAUUCGAGGACAGCAUUGAAGUCCAUGCAGUCGGAGAAGAAACCUUGACCACUGAGCGUCGGGCGGCACGCUGUCUCCGCGUUGAUGCACUUUCAUUUACACCGGAUGGCUCAAUGUUACUUGGAUCAUCGGUUGACUACGAGAUGGAUGGAAUCGUGACUAUCACGGCCCCCUUCUAUACCGAAACCGGCACCGAUGCAUCGCCCGAGGAAGUUCAAAUGCGGAUGUGGACAACACAAAUAUUAUUCCCUGAGAUGGUGCGUGGACUCACUCAUGCUUGCUUGGUUUCCGAGCAUGAUGAAGGUGAUGAUAGCUGGAUUCUUGGAUAUGACGUUCAGCUGGCAGCUUUCAGAGCAAUUAGAGUUAACAGCGUGGAUGCUGGUGGGGUAUACUUCUCUAGUCCAUUUUUGGCGGACGAAUCAAGAGAAAUGCUACCUGCUAUGCUUCCUACCAUUGAUGAUACUGGUGAACUUGCAGCUUUGGGAUUUCAGGAUUCCGAAGUAUGGCUGUAUGGAGUGCCUAAGCGCCUUGACACCGCCGCCCCCGCAGAGACAGCUUCCGAUGGAACCCCGAGAAUUUUCACCCGUAUGGGUGGUAUUCACCAUUAUUCCAGCUCUGGAACACCCCGUGAUAAUCUGGCACAACUGGAGAAACUUAUUCAAAAAUCAAAAGCCUUGAUUCGAGGUCGCCGUGUGACUGAUAUGCAUGGUAUCACAUCAACUCGUUGGGUACAUUCGGCACCAUCCAUAAAGCCCAAGCGCCGUCUUGUUUCGGUGGCUCCUGGUGGUGUUCGCCCUCAAUUAUUUGGCGAAGAGGAUGUGCCCGUGGACGGUGGCAGAAUUCUUCUUUUAGACUUUGAAAGAUCGACCACCGAUGGCGAGGAAACUGAGAUUGAUAUCGAGGUUGGAGAAACGGCGCCCAUAAUGUUACUGGAGCCAGACUCUUCCCUGGAUGCAGAGGUUGAGUUGCAAAGAAGACGUACACGACUGGUUCGCCAUGACACAGAUGCUACGGCUACUGGCCUCCGUUCGCGACAGUCGACGAGAAUAAUCCCAGUCCUUGAUCACCAACGACUCAAUGGUCUAGUAAUCCCCAAUGGCAACACUUCACCGAAUGGAGUGAGGCCAAAUGGAGCUGUUGAUGUUCCAUAUGAUCAUCAACAACCACGCUCUGGAGAUACACUUCAUCGUGCCGCCACAGCUGCAGCAUCAACGCGAGGGCGUUAUGACCCCCGUUAUCAGAGUACGCCCAACCAUCGCUACGUUCCUCAUGAAAGUGAUGCAGACAAUUGGGUGCCUCCACCCCCACCCUACAAACGCGAGCCUGAUGAACCGCUGCCAAAUCACUUGCAGGAGGCACUUAGGCCGACAUUGACUAUACCGCCCAUUCCACAAACACAAGGGCAUCAUCGUGGUUCACCUAACAACCAAGUCCAGAGAGCACAAACUGCUCGCGUUACACGGCAAUUUUCCCUUGACCGUCCUCGCCCUCAAUCUGCCAUUAUACAGCGACUGGGAACCUUUACUGGCUCUAUUCGCUAUGGGAGAAGUAGAAGGGGCUCUGCAGCUGCCGCAGAGGCUUUGAAUCAAGAACAGGGACAAGAACAAGAACAAGAAUCUUAUGUUCCACCCGUUCCAAGCUUGCCCCCGCUGCCGGCUCAUUUGUCCGCUGCCCGUCCUAGCACUGCGGUAUCUGCCGGUCAUCCACUCACCACGAAUCGAAUUCCGUCACUGCAACCACUUCCAACAUUAGCAAUUCAUCCGGUAGACCAACUCGAUCUUCCAACGCCACCUUUGGGAGCAACCAUUCUCGGAGAGAAUUACUUCUCAUAUGCCGUGUCAUCUCCAAACCUUUUGCACAUUCCGCAGCCACAUGAGAGUGGACUGGACCUUGACGCAGAUGAUGAGGAUCAGAUACCCGCGAGGCAAAGAUCCUUCCGACGAAGGGUCUCAACCGAGCCUACUAGCUUACCUCCGCCAGAGAACGAAGAGUGGCGGAGGCGUAUUCAGGAUUGGAAUGAACAUACUAUUCAGGAACGACGACGAAAGCGAAGGAAUAAGUGCAUGGUCAUGUAG
This is a messenger RNA of Penicillium verhagenii, 2742 nucleotides long. Its product is annotated as F-box domain protein. Gene Ontology annotation, molecular function: protein binding. Lineage: Eukaryota; Fungi; Ascomycota; Eurotiomycetes; Eurotiales; Aspergillaceae. The coding region runs from base 1 to 2742 and encodes 913 amino acids. The record is from RefSeq and is a predicted model, not a curated record. The transcript is spliced from 2 exons.